AUGUUUAGUGCAUUAGAUGUAUCUACUCCCAAAAAAUUGAAGUAUGAAAUUUCAAUGUUAAAGAAAAGAUGGGAUAUUCAAAAAAGAUUGAAAGAAGGAUUGGAUGAAAAAGCUAAGAACAAUACCCUUGAAGAUUCACAGUUAACUUAUGAGGAUGUAAUGUCACAUAUUGUUGCAUUAGGAGCUGAUGCUUUACAAUUAGAACAAUAUGAUAUUGCUGUUGAAAUAGGAGCAGCUAUGCAAGAGAUUGAUCCGGGAACGUUAGAUGGUUAUUACGUUGUUAUCAUUGCCAAUAUUUGUAAAGCUAGAGAUUUGCUGAAAAAUCCAAAAAUUCAAUUAGACGAAUUAGCGUGUCAUCAAAAUCCUGUUAUUAGAUCAUUAAUAAUUGCAAGUGAAUCGUUGAAGAUGGCCAUGGCUCGGGUCUUACAAACGGGUGAUGUACGUGAGUAUGAAAGUGGUUUGGUUGAAAGAUUGUCAAGCUUAAUGCGCGAAGUUGGUGGUCCCCCACUUGUUGUUUAA
Molecule: messenger RNA, 519 nt
Organism: Candida tropicalis MYA-3404
Lineage: Eukaryota; Fungi; Ascomycota; Pichiomycetes; Serinales; Debaryomycetaceae
Exons: 1
Coding region: 1-519 (172 amino acids)
Source: RefSeq, a predicted model, not a curated record